CUCGCAUAUGAAGAAGGAAAUCCUAUCCAUUCUGCGUGAUAUUUGAUAGGAUACCUCGAUUUUUUUGCUUAAAGAAGACUUAUACGAGGAAAAUCCUGUCAGUGGAGGAAUAGCACAGUUAAAUAAGUAAUCAGAACAGCUCUUGGACCAACUGUCUUGUAAUAUGGCCCUGCCUCUAGCAGAUAAAAGUUUGUACCCAAGCUUGGACAAGUUGGGAAUCAGAGGUAUGAGAGUGGACACUGAUUCACAUAGACAAGCCCUCAGUACCAAGGGACUGAAAAAUGAAUGCAAAAUACCACCAGAUGUGGUAGACUCCAUUGAUUGGAAUAAACUGAAGAUACUAAAGGUCUUUAAUGCAGAUGUUACAAACAUUGAACAGGAAAGAGGUGUUUUUUCAGAGACCAUAUUAGGAAAUACUAAGACAGCAUCAGAAAUAAGGCAUAAACAAGCUAGCAUCAGAGAGAAUGGGAAAAAGAAUUUUCCAAAGGAAUGUAUAGCUACUAAUCAGGUCUGUGGGAUUUAUCAGACACCAGAAGGCCUAAAGAUCUACAUCUGUGUGGGUGACACUCUCCAUCUGGAGUCUGAUGUAGUUGUAAAGCCAAGCAGCAGGAAGACAAAACUGGGAACCUUUGAGCAAGUGGUGGAUGAAGAGCAAGCAGUCACACUAACUGUUCACAGACGGUUGACCACCAAAGGGAGACUACAGAGGGUCAUCACAUUUCACUGGAAUGUUGUGGAGUGCAGCAGUUGUGUGUCCCUGAUUCAAAGUGCAAUCAGUCUUGUACUAAAAUAUGUGAAGCACCAUGGCCUGGCAUCUCUGGCUAUUUGCCUUCCAUUAACAAAUGCACAGUGCUUUCAGUCUGAAGCUGAAAUUCUGGUAUCAGAAUUAGAGGUUUUCAGCAGGGCAACACUCUCCAUUUUACCUGCACCUGUGUCUGUGCACCUGGUUUUUCCUGAUGAAAAUGAAGGGGUCAUACAGCUACAGAGAAGCCUGGGGGCAAGCUGGCACCCUUUCUCUGAAAUACAAAAGGAGACGGCUGAUCGUCUCCCCAAUGAAGGCUUUCCCUUCCCAGAAGGAGACAUCUUGGCUCAAGUGGUGUGUGGAACUUCGGAAGAAACUACGGUGUUGAAAGGCAUUGAAAAGCCUUCAGAAAUAAUUGGAACCUGCUUUAUGGACGAUUCCUAUUUUAUACAGUACAUUCAGGACCAUGCGGAGGCUUUCAAAGAUAUUUCCAGACACCUCUUUGCCAAGAGUUUAAAGUUUAGCAUUUUCCAUGGGUCACAACUACCUAGCCUCCUAGUGGAACCAGAUAGCUCUGGGAGGAGCAGUUUGUCUCUCAUGGAUAUCUACUGGCAAGCCAGAAAACUGUAUGGUGUGAGAACUGUAGAACUCACAUCCUGGAUAAAUCGGAAAGUAUAUGCCCCUGCUCUUAGUGCAUUGCCCUCUGUUAGGUUUUAUAAAGAACUGCAAGUAUUGGUAGGGAGGGUUAAAGAAUUGGAGGAGUUUCUGAACUGGAAUGUAGCCGUUGAGAUAAAUUCUGAAAAUUGGAAACCUUCUUCGGAUGAAACAGUUUUUGGAGUCAUCCGCAGGUUCAUGCAGAUGCUGUCAGAUCAAUUCCCGUAUGUUUCAAUUUUAAGCUUUAGGGAUAUACCAAGGUUAGUGUUCAAGGGACCAUUGAAGGACAUUAACAUGGCUAUGAGUUUGCUUAAGGGGCAAAUCUCUGAACAGAAAUUACAAGUUGCAUGUGAAAACCAACUUUCAAAGUACCAGUGUGCUUUCCUAAAAGGACUGGACCUGGAAGCUUUCUCUGCUGAAGUCUUUGACCCCAGAGGGAUGCUGGCUACUUUGAAAUGUCAAGAUGGCUCCCUAGUGGUGACAGGGAUUCAUGAGGAUGAAUCCGAGAGAGUGGUGAAAAUCCUGAAGGAUGUUGUUAAGGAGAAAGCCAUCCGAAUCAGUAGUGCUAACCAAGCAGCUACUAAAAAGAGGGUCUGGCAAGAACUAAUGGACAGUAUCUUUCAAGGGUUGAAUGUGAAUGGAAAGAAGGUGGAAGCCCACACGAUGAGAGAUAAGAAUGACACCAACUACUUGGUGGUGCUAGUGGGAUUUACAGCAGAGUUGCAAGCUGCAUGUUGUUGCAUCCAAAACUAUUUACGCCACAAUACUCUUGCUAGGAGAGUCCUGCAAUUCCGGCAGCCACAUUUAAUGGAAGCAGGAAUUCAACUUCAGAAAAUCAUGGACUGGGAAAGCUCGAUACAAACUAAGGUGAAGAUGAAGACUGGGUCACAAUCCCAGCUGGAAGUGAUACUGUCUGGUCCACGAGAUGAAGUACAGAGAGCCCAGGAGACUGUGACAAAGGAUCUGGAGUCCCUUGUGAGGAAAUCCUUGACUCUGGUUGAGCCUUGGACCAAGGAUUACUUUGAGGAUCAGGAAAGAAGAGCUACCUUGGAGGAGUACUGUGAAGCCCUUAGAUGCCUUGUCAUCAUGGAAGUCAGGAAUGGUCCUGGAGAAGCACACAAGAUCCAUGUGACUGGGAGGAUGCCAGAUGUGGAGAAAGCUCGAGCAGCCAUUGAAACAGACUUCCAGGGUGCCAAACAACAACAAUGUCUAAAAGACCCCCAGAUUGCUCAGCUGAGACCAGAGCAACUCGCCUCCAUCCAGAAAGAGCUGAGAGUCAGGCUCCAUUGCAGAAAUAGUUCUAUCACAAUAGAGGGACUAUCUGAACAAGUCCUGGAGGCACAAAAACGCAUUACAGAGCUUCUGAAAUGUAUUUCAGAGAAGGCUGCUGUUGAUCAUCAGGCAGUAUCUACAGACAUUCCAAUAAGGGAAAGAUAUCUGGCUGAGCCUACAAGAUCAAAUCAAAUACCCUUACAGUUAAUAGCCAGGAACCAGAUUCACCAGCAGCCAGAAACUGGAGUUCGUAUGGCAGAAGAUCUCUUCUUUGGUGAGACGAGAGUUGAUUUCCGAUCCCUUCAAUUUGCUGGCCCAAGCAGGUUUACGUGCAGUGAGCCAGGCUGCGGUUGCUCUUUCGACUCCCAGAAAGGGCUGCAGCUCCAUCACACCCAGAUGCACACAGAAGAAGGGAGAGACACCUGUCCUAAGUGUGGCAAAGAGAGCACUAGAAGUGGGAUAACCCGACACCUCCCAUACUGCCAAGGACAUCUGGGGUUGUAUCAGAGCAGAAAUCCUUCGUUAACCCAGUUUACAUCAACUUUAUUCAACAGGAUCCAGACUUCUCAGCCUCCAAGUAUAGUCUCUAAAGCACAAGAUGAGAAAAUAUUCAGUUUCCAGUCCCUUCAAUUUGCUGGCCCAAGCAGGUUUACGUGCAGUGAGCCAGGCUGCAGUUGCUCUUUCGACACCCAGAAAGGGCUGCAACUCCAUCACACCCAGAUACAUACAGAAGAAGGGAGAGACACCUGUCCUAAGUGUGGCAAAGAGAGCACUAAAAGUGGGAUAACCCGACACCUACCAUACUGCCAAGGACAUCUGGGGUUGUAUCAGAGCAGAAAUCCAUGGUUAAUAACUAGAGUUGAUGCUGAUUCUCAAACAAGUUCCCAACUCACAUCCACCUUAUAUGACUGGACACAGAACUACCAGACCAGUGAAAGAUUAACUCUACCACAAGCUUGGAAGUCUGAAGGCGUCCAGCCCUACAGGCCGCCUAUACCCACCUCCUCAUUCACCUGCAGCUGUGGUCGUUCCUUCGACACCCAGAGAGGACUAAGUCUGCAUCACACCCUGAUGCACACGGCGGCAGGCCGGGCCACCUGCCCUUCCUGUGGCAAAGAGAGCACCAAGAGUGGGAUCACCAGACACAAGUGCAAGGGAAGAUAAGCACCUCAUUGGUAAAGUCAGUUAGUCAGUUAAGUGAUAUCCAGGUAUCUUUGUGUGGUGUCUCAUCAGGUGAGAAAAACCUGUCUAUGUUGAAUUGUGUAUUUGGUAUAAGGAAAAAAGUUCCAUCUGGUCUAGCAUCGGUUUAGAGAGGAGGUUUGUGCCUCUUAGUUGAUAAGUGACUUUACUAGUCUCCUUCUGAAUUUCUGUCUCAUUAGGAUGACACUGGGACAGUCUGUCUACGUUUUGGUUGUGUAGAAUACUGAGUACAGGUACUCACACUGUCACGAACAGUACUUUCCGGGCCCUAUGCGGACGACACCAUCCGGAAUUGUGAGGAUACAACAGGGAAAAUAGUCAUGCAGGAGAAGGGUCUGGAGACGGGGGGCGUGUCCGAGGAGUGCAGGUGUCCAGGGGGAGUGAAUC
This is a messenger RNA of Lepisosteus oculatus (spotted gar), 4255 nucleotides long. RefSeq lists its product as uncharacterized. Gene Ontology annotation, cellular component: nucleus. Lineage: Eukaryota; Metazoa; Chordata; Actinopteri; Semionotiformes; Lepisosteidae. Gene Ontology annotation, molecular function: DNA-binding transcription factor activity, RNA polymerase II-specific; RNA polymerase II transcription regulatory region sequence-specific DNA binding. Gene Ontology annotation, biological process: regulation of transcription by RNA polymerase II. The record is from RefSeq and is a predicted model, not a curated record.